Messenger RNA from Phycomyces blakesleeanus NRRL 1555(-), 1722 nucleotides. RefSeq lists its product as hypothetical. NCBI's taxonomy places the organism in Eukaryota, Fungi, Mucoromycota, Mucoromycetes, Mucorales, Phycomycetaceae. The coding region runs from base 11 to 1681 and encodes 556 amino acids. The transcript has 6 exons. Gene Ontology annotation, molecular function: ubiquitin-ubiquitin ligase activity; peptidyl-prolyl cis-trans isomerase activity. Gene Ontology annotation, biological process: protein polyubiquitination; protein peptidyl-prolyl isomerization; protein folding. Gene Ontology annotation, cellular component: catalytic step 2 spliceosome. The record is from RefSeq and is a predicted model, not a curated record.
AAAGUACAGAAUGGGAAAAUGGACAGACAAACUUUACAUCACUCACUCUGAAUGGAGUGGAGAAGUUGGCCAACAUUCUGCAUCUUCUGGCACUCAGGGGCGAACCAAAGGAGCUGGCUUCAAACGCCUACCAUUCUAUUGCUGCUCAUUAUCCCUUCAACCAUUUGAACAUCCCGUUUGCACACCCGAAGGAAUUGUAUUUGAUCUCGUCCACAUCAUACCGUACAUCAAAAAGUUCGGCACAAAUCCAGUUACGGGCGAAAAACUUUCCACAAAGAACCUUAUUACCCUCAACUUUCACAAGAACGACAAGGACGAGUAUUAUUGCCCUGUCACCUUCAAGGUCUUUUCAGACCAUACAGCAAUUGCAGCCAUAAAAUCAACCGGAAACGUUUUUGCAUACGACACAAUCGAACGACUGAAUAUUAAGCCAAAGUAUUGGCACGACCUCUUGGAUGAUACACCAUUUACACGCAAAGAUAUCAUUAUGAUCCAGGAUCCACAUAAUCUCGAGAAUCGUAAUAUGGCUGAAUUCGAUUAUGUCAAAAACGAUCGCAAGAUUGUUAAUGCAGCUGAGGAAAGAGAACGUCGAAACCCAAUUAACAAUAUCAAUGUCAAGGGUAUUGGUGGUACAGCUGAACGUGUUCUUGCAGAAUUGAAGAAAAAGGAUACUGUGGUGGAAGACAAAUCAGAAGACACACCUGCCAAGAUCCCAACAUCUUUUCACCAAAAGAAAGAAGAAAAGGCUUAUAAUGCUGCUCACUACACAACCGGACAAGUAUCUUCCUCGUUUACCUCGACUGCCAUGGGACGUGUUACGGUCAAUGAACAAGCCUUGAUAGACGAAGAAGAAUUUAUGUACAAACACAUCAAGACCAAAGGGUUUGCACGCAUUGUAACCAACUAUGGAAACAUCAAUAUUGAACUCAGCUGCGAUCGUACACCACGUACAUGUCACAAUUUUGUCAAAUUGGCAAAGUCUGGAUAUUACAAGGAUGUAAUCUUUCACAGAAAUAUCAAGAAUUUUAUGAUCCAAGGUGGUGACCCUACUGGUACUGGCCUUGGGGGUGAGUCAUGCUGGAAGCAGGAAUUCCCGGAUGAGCUCAAGUUCAACAUGACACACAAUGAUCGCGGUCUCUUGAGUAUGGCAAACAAAGGAAAGGACUCGAAUGGAUCACAAUUCUUCAUUACUUACCGUCCGUGCACUCACCUGGAUAACAAACAUACGAUUUUUGGCAAGGUUGUGGGAGGAUUGGACGUACUAGAUAAACUCGAGGCAGUUCCGGUAGAUGAAACUGACCGGCCACUGCGUGAGAUCAAAAUGAAGGAUGUGGUUGUGUUUGUUGAUCCUUAUGAAGAAUAUGAGACCAAGCUAAAGAAGAAGCUCUAUCGACAGGCCAAUGGUGCUGCAAUGGAUGAAGCUGAGCGCAAGAAGAAAGAAAAGGAAGAAAACAUGGGCUGGUUUGGACCGAAUGUCACAAAAACCCAACAAAAAAAGGUGCCGUCUAUCACAGGCACUCGUCAUGCUGGGGUAGGAAAAUACCUUCAAUCGACAUCCACAAAACGAGAAUCAACUGAAAGUGAGGCGUCAGAAACCACAGAGCCUUUGACACCAAAACUGCCCGUGGCCAAAAAAGUCAAGGUCACAAGCAAAGGCUAUGGGAACUUUGACAAUUUUUAAAUAACAAUAAUAACAAUAAAAAAAAAGUAUUAAACAACUAU